This is a messenger RNA of Haliotis rufescens (red abalone), 552 nucleotides long. RefSeq lists its product as uncharacterized. The transcript has 3 exons. The coding region runs from base 1 to 552 and encodes 183 amino acids. The record is from RefSeq and is a predicted model, not a curated record. Lineage: Eukaryota; Metazoa; Mollusca; Gastropoda; Lepetellida; Haliotidae.
AUGCCGAUGAUCCACCGAUCAGCGACGAUACUGAGUGCCCAGACAGUCCAGAGUGCCCAGAGAGUCCAAUGUGUCCGACCAGAGUGCCCAGAGAGUCCAAUGUGUCCGACCAGAGUGCCCAGAGAGUCCAAUGUGUCCGGCCAGAGCGUCCAAUGUGCCCAGUGUGCCCAAUAUGCCCAGAAAGUCCAGUGUGAGAGUGCCCAGUGUGAGAGUGCCCAGAGCGCCCAGUGUCAGAAUGCCCAAUGUUCCCAGAGUGCCCAGAAGUGCCCAGAGGCCAAGUGUGCCCAGAGUAACCAGAGUACCCAGUGUGAGAGUGCCCAGAGUGCCAAGUGUGCCCAAAGUGCCCAGUGUGCCCAGAGUACCCAGUGUGAGAGUGCCCAGAGUGCCAUGUGUGAGAGUGCCCAGAAUGGCAAGAGUGCCCAGAGUGCCCAGUGUGCCCAGAGUGCGCAGUGUGCCCAGCGUGCCCAGAGUGCCCAGAGUGCCCAGUGUGCCCAGAGUGCCCAGUGUGCCCAGAGUGCCCAGACAGUCCAGUGUGCCCAGAGAGUCCAAUGA